Messenger RNA from Podarcis raffonei (Aeolian wall lizard), 2476 nucleotides. RefSeq names its product HIC ZBTB transcriptional repressor 1 (gene HIC1). The transcript is spliced from 2 exons. NCBI's taxonomy places the organism in Eukaryota, Metazoa, Chordata, Lepidosauria, Squamata, Lacertidae. The record is from RefSeq and is a predicted model, not a curated record. Gene Ontology annotation, cellular component: nucleus. Gene Ontology annotation, molecular function: RNA polymerase II cis-regulatory region sequence-specific DNA binding; DNA-binding transcription factor activity, RNA polymerase II-specific; protein binding. The coding region runs from base 216 to 2402 and encodes 728 amino acids. Gene Ontology annotation, biological process: regulation of transcription by RNA polymerase II.
GCUCCUUGAACACGCCCGAGUUCAGCUCGGGGUCAGGCGGAGUUCGCGGCCCGGCCUUUACCUUUUCCGCCGCCGCCGCCGCCGCGCUCCCGGCACAUGGGGCUCAAGCGCAGCAGCAGCAGCAGCAAGAGCGAGCAGCGGCGGCCAAGAGGUCUGAGGCGCCGGUGAGGGGCGGGCGCCGCCGCCGCCCCGGCAGUAGCGCAGCCCGCUAAGCCAUGCGCGUCCACACGGACCUCGCCUGCCUGGCUGACUCGACGGGGCUCCCGGGAGAGCGCGGCGCAGCGAUGCUGGACGCCUCGUCGGAGUCGGCGGGCCACUCUCGGCAGCUGCUGCUGCAGCUCAACGCGCAGCGCACCAAGGGCUUCCUGUGCGACGUGAUCCUGGUGGUGCAGAACGCGCUCUUCCGCGCGCACAAGAACGUGCUGGCGGCCAGCAGCGCCUACCUCAAGGCCCUGGUGGUCCACGACAACCUCAUCAACCUGGACCAGGAGAUGGUCAGCCCGGGCGUCUUCCGCGCCGUCCUCGACUUCAUCUACACAGGCCGCCUGGGCGACUCUGACGGCGGCGGCGGCGGCGGAGAGGGAGAGCCCAGCCUGGGCGCCGUGCUGGCCGCCGCCAGCUACCUGCAGAUCCCAGACCUGGUGGCCUUGUGCAAGAAGAAGCUCAAGCGCUCGGGCAAGUACUGCCAGCUCCGCGGCGGCUACUCGCCCUUCGGCAAGCUGGCGCGCGGCUUGCGCGCAGCCACGCCCGUCAUCCAGAGCUGCUACGCGCCCCCGGGGCUGCCGCCGCGCCCCUCCGAGCCGCUCAGCACCCACUGCGGGGAGCUGUACGCCGCAGCCUCCGCGCACCCUCAUGGGGCCGGUCUGUGCCCCCCGGAGCGCCUCUGCUCUCCACUCUGCGGCCUCGACCUCUCCAAAAAGAGCCCCAAUGGGCCCUCGCCGCAGCUGCCCGCCCCGCCGCCGCCGCCGCCGGAGAGCCGCCUGCGCGGCACCAUGGAGGGUCGGGAGAACGCCAGGCCCGAGAGCCCCGCCUUGCUGCCCAACCACUCGGCCUUCGGGGAGGCGGCCCCUUCGCAGCUGCAGGCGCCCUUCCACCACCUCCUGCACCACCACCGCGGAGGCAGCCCCGGGUCGGAGCCGUCGGGGCGCGCCGGCGAGGUGGCGCCGCCGGAGUUCUUCUACCGCUGGAUGAAGCACGAGCCGCUGGUGGGCGGCUACGUGGAGGACGACGAGGACGACGACGACGAGGGCGGGGGCGAUUGCCGGGGAGGGCGGCGGGACAAGGAGGGCGAGCUGGACCACAAGGCCGAGUCGCCCUCCUCGCAGGAGCAGCCGCCGCGGCGCUACCCGAGCUUGGAGAGCGGCGGUGCAGGCGAGCCCGACGGGGAGGACCUGGAGAACGACAAGAGCACUAGCGAGGAGACGGGCUGCAGCAGCGGAGGGCCUUCCCCGGCCGGCGGCAGCCUGGAGCGCUACCUGGGCUAUGAGCCGGAGAGCUUCGGCGGCGACAACCUGUACGUGUGCAUCCCCUGCGGGAAGGGCUUCCCGUCGUCGGAGCAGCUGAACGCGCACGUCGAGGCGCACAACGAGGAAGAGGAGCUGUACCGCAAGGAGGCCGCCGAGGCGGCUGCCGCCGCCGGGCAAGGCUCUCCUUUUCUGGACAAACCUCUUCCGCCGUCGUCGCUGCCGCAGCAGCAGGGGCCUCCGCCACCGCCGGUGUCGUCGGGGGCGUGCGACCUGCUGCGCCCUUACCGCUGCUCGUCGUGCGACAAGGCCUACAAGGACCCGGCCACGCUGCGGCAGCACGAGAAGACGCACUGGCUGACGCGGCCCUACCCCUGCUCCAUCUGCGGCAAGAAGUUCACGCAGCGCGGCACCAUGACCCGCCACAUGCGGAGCCACCUGGGCCUCAAGCCCUUCGCGUGCGAGGCGUGCGGGAUGCGCUUCACGCGCCAGUACCGCCUGACGGAGCACAUGCGCAUCCACUCCGGAGAGAAGCCCUACGAGUGCCAGGUGUGCGGGGGCAAGUUCGCCCAGCAGAGGAACCUGCUCAGCCACAUGAAGAUGCACGCGGCGGCGGCGGCGGCGGCUGCAGCGGCGGCAGCGGCCGGCCCCGACGGCAAGCUCAAGCUGGACUUCCCCGAGGGCGUGCUGGCCAUGGCGCGCCUGGCGCAGCAGCAGCAGCACGACAAGGAGCUGCUCAGCCACACCUCGCACUUCCUGGCCGCCGCCGCCGACCCCAAGGCCGCCAUGGAGGGCCUCUACCUCGGGCUCAGCCCCGACAAGGCGGCCGAGGUGCUCGCCCAGGGAGCCGCGGCCGCUGCAGCUGCUGCCGCCGCCGCCGCCGCCCACCUGCACAACGACCACCACGCCCGGACCAUAGAGCGCUUUUCACCCCCCUGACGACCCCCGCAUCACCCCCUCACGCUCUCCCGCUCUCCCUCCACGGACCGGGGCUUGUGGGGGAGGGAAGGGGG